Aspergillus wentii DTO 134E9 is the source of this 2511-nucleotide messenger RNA. Its product is annotated as transcription factor domain-containing protein. NCBI's taxonomy places the organism in Eukaryota, Fungi, Ascomycota, Eurotiomycetes, Eurotiales, Aspergillaceae. Gene Ontology annotation, biological process: DNA-templated transcription; regulation of DNA-templated transcription. The transcript is spliced from 6 exons. Gene Ontology annotation, cellular component: nucleus. Gene Ontology annotation, molecular function: zinc ion binding; DNA-binding transcription factor activity, RNA polymerase II-specific; DNA binding. The coding region runs from base 1 to 2511 and encodes 836 amino acids. The record is from RefSeq and is a predicted model, not a curated record.
AUGUCUCGUCCUCAGGUCAGCAUCGACCGUCUCACUCCGAGACGCGUUACUGUCGAGCCUCGCGAGUCGAUGAACUGCAAAUCCUGUCGAAAGAGAAAGAUCAAAUGCAAUCGCAUGCGCCCUAGCUGUGAAGCCUGCAAGGUCUUUCAAUGCCCUUGUAUCUACGCCGUAGAUGCCGUUCCCAAAAAGAGAGGCCCAAAAACAGACGUCCUGGAAGCUCUCUUGAAAAGAGUUGAUGGGCUGGAAAAGCGACUGCAGGAUGAAAAGAAUCCCAUCUCGCCGACUUCUCCGAUUAAAAACUCCGAUGAGGAUUCGAUCCCGGCAGAUUCUAUUUCGCGCAGAAAUACUAUCGACUCUUCUUUCUCUUCUGCUUUUUAUAAUAAUAACAGUGACUCGCGGUCUUUGUCGACCCCGGUUUCUAACCCCGGAGAGCAGUUUCAGUCUCAGAAUGGAUUCAUUCAACAGCAGCCUUCUCCGCCGAAUCAGCAUCCCGUCUUGCCUGAUACCCUCUUGGAUGCGUAUUUCUCGCGCCUACACGGCAAACCGUACUUUAUUCUGGAUGAAUCGACUGCACGGCAAUGUCAUCAGAUUGGACAGUUGCCGGUUUACCUAUCCAUGGCUAUUCAUUCCAUUACUCUAAGAUACUCCAGCACUGCCGCCACUCCUGAGCAAUCCCUUCGCACAGGUCUUGAAUACGCCCUUCAAGCUCGGCGCAUGGUGGACAUCGAUAAUCCUUCAAUCGAGGGUCUCCAAACCCUCCUAUUGCUCUGUCAGACCUUUUUCGCCCACGGUCUCGGGAAGAAGGCAUAUAUGACUUUCUCAAACUGCGUCGCCAUGGUCGUCGCAUUGGACCUCUACCGCGAAGUUCCAUCAAAAGCCAAUCUACCCGCCUCAGAACGCGAAAUGAGACGACGCCUAUUCUGGUCUGCCUACUUGAUGGACCGGUUCAUCACUUGCGGGUCGAGACGGCCUUGUCUGAUAUCAGACCACUCUAUCGUUCUCCGUCUGCCCUCAUGGUCUCCCCAUGCGGCCGGCCUCAACGUCGAAGGCGAGGUUUUCAACACCGUAGGCCCUAAUAUCCAAUACUCGUCUGAUUCUCGCCGCAAAGGCCAAGGCGCGGCCGCCCUCUUGAUCGAUAUCACUCGGAUUCUCGGCAUCACUAACCGAUACCUGGCAGCUGGGGGUGUCAAAGGCGACUCACAUUUCCCAUGGCAUUCUCUUUCCAAUCUAUCCAAGAUCCGUCAGGAGCUUGACAUCUGGGCGGCCGGUACGCAAGACGUAUUUGCGUCGAUCGAGGCCUUGUUUGGGCAUCCGGAAAGCACGACUUUGCUUCUUAGCAAGCUCAUCUAUCACCUCGUUCACUGUUUGCUCUACCGACCAUUCCUCCCUAUCGAUUUGGUCGAACUCCGCGGCACUGGACAACAUCAGUCGUGGCAGAUCGAGGCUACGAACUUAUGCUUCGCCCACUCCAACGCCAUUGCAGAGCUUGUUGAACUUGGACGAAGCUCGCCAUUGAUCGAAUGUCCAGCCUUUAUCGGCUACUGCGUAUGCACGGCUGGCACGGUGCAUGUCCAUGGUGUUCACUACAAUGGACGAGAGGGAGAAGUGUUUGCCUCUAGUGCCGAGUUUCUUACCCGGGAAAUGCACCAGUUGACAUGGCUCCGCAGCUACUGGGCUGGUGUGCAGCAUCAGAAGGAGAUGCUGCAGACGAUCUACACAUGUCAUGCGGACUUGGUGAGGACAUUGGCCAGCAGUCCGAUGCGGUUCUCUCCUGUCUUUCACUUGGAAGAUUUCUUAGAUCGGUAUCCAGGUUUGACAGUCGACGGGGCUCAUGUGAGAUUAAUAGAUAUAGCAGAAGAACAGUAUGCUACCUCUCCCGUUCCUAUGCAAUACGUCGAUCGCCAUGACAUGUAUUACCGAUCAGUACCCUACCAACCAGGCAUCUACCCAGUUCCCCCUUCCAACCACACAAUCCCACGACGAGACAGCCAAGGCAUGGCCAAAAACCACCCAAUCCCAGUCUCUCCAACUCUUAACUUCCACCACCCUCAACAAUCUCCCCAACUAUCCUCUAUAUACCAUAUACCCAGCGACCUCGCCCCCGACUCAACAUCCCUCUCACAAGGCUUCUCGCCAUCCGUAUACGGCUUCUCCCCAUCAACCUUCCUCCCCGACUCCACCGCCGCUCUAAAUGUAGCACCCACACCACCCUCAAACCCACAAUACGCAACCUUCCCCUUCGACGCAACCGCUACACCCUCCCAACCAGCUGUCACCCCCGGCGCGCAAUCCCAAGCCAGCGGCUCCCACACAACCGCCGGUGCCGGCGGCAGCGACAACGGAUCCUCCGAAAAAGAUCCCUUCCUAAGCCUCCUCGAACAACUCGCAGAAAACGAGCAGAAUUCCCAGGGUGGACCGAGCGAGUUGGACUUUUUCCUAACCUCCACAGAAGAAGCAGAGACAACAUUAGUUGCUGAGACGGAGGAUGGGACGGGCGAAAAGACGGCGUAG